This is a messenger RNA of Spodoptera exigua (beet armyworm), 3777 nucleotides long. The record is from the annotation of a GenBank genome assembly. NCBI's taxonomy places the organism in Eukaryota, Metazoa, Arthropoda, Insecta, Lepidoptera, Noctuidae.
AUGCAACUGCCUGAAACACCGCCGCCGCCUCUCGCUCCGCUGUGGGACCGCGUGCUCCGGGCGCGCGCCUUGCCGCCUGACCUCGAUGUCGAGCUCCUCUACGUCGCGAUAAGGGACCGCCUCACACAUCCCGAAUGGGAAGUUCGUCUUCACGCGCUUCGUGUCUUAGCAGAUCUUCUGCCGCUCUCCGGGAAUGCUUUGUCGUUUCCCUUCGACCAAGUCGUCGACAAUCUAGGACACAACUCGCCCAACGUAAGGAAAGCCGCGCUAGAUGCGCUUAAAGUUUUCUGCACGCACUGCGAAGAUGUGGAAUGUGCAGCACGUGCAAUUUUAGAUAAAUGUUCCUAUCACAACAUAAGGCCGCAUUCUGCAAAUCUGGACACAAAAGUGAACGUUAUUACUGGUUUGAUAUUAUCAAUACCUUCAGUGAUGGCUAUUUUAAAAAGAAGACAUUCGCACCUCGAUAUGUUACCUAUUUUUCAAGUUUUGGGAGAUAAACUCUACGAUCCCGUACACAGAGACGUGGCGCAGAGAUCUCUGCUGAAACUAAGACGAGCUUGUGGACCACGUGACUAUAUGAUGUAUCUAUCCAGGUUAGAUCCCAAAGUUCAGGAUAGAUUUCGUCACUUGUGCGAAACGUACGACGAAGAUUCUAUGGAUGUUUACUAUGCGCCAAGGAAAACUGCCUAUAGAAACAAUAACACACCUUUAGUAAAAAUUAAUCACGUUUUUAAUAAUGCUCACACGGGACCCAUCCGAGUGUCGACUGAUUCAUCUUCAGAAGAUUCUUUUGCACCUUUACCUUUUUACAAUAAUAAUUUUGCUAAAGUUAUAAUUGAAACUGAAAUUAAGUUUGAUUCCGAUACUGCGAUCACGAUGACCGUUUUAGAAGAGAAUGAGACUGAAUCUGAUAAGAAUACAGGAAGUGAAGACGACUACGAUAGUUCAGAUAGGAACAUGUUAAAAUAUAGUGACGGUGAUUCCGAGGACACGGACGUUGUGGUUAAAAGAGUGCGUUUCGGUGGUGAGAGUGUUAAAAUACGGACUCCUGACAGCGACAACUUGUUAACUAGUGAAGAUGAUGGUAAUGUACAUAGGCAACAGAGGAAUGGGAAUUUUAAAGAGAUAAUGGCACCACCAACUCCUGUAAUAGUAACAAAAAUGAAUGAAAUAAAACGCGAGGCUUUAGAAAGAGAAGCUCAAAAUAAAGUAAAUAACAAUAAAAAGAGCGGCAUACCACUGCCAGUGAUACAUAAUAAAUUGCAGAAACCAGCGUACGUAGCUAAAUACAAUGGGGUUAAAAUAAAAUCGAAGUCAUUAAGUGAGUUGUACGAUUAUUUUAGAUCGAAGAAUGAGGAAGGUGAAGGUAAAAUGCAGGAAAUGUCAGGGCUAGCGCUGUCAUUGGCGGAGGUGCGGUCUCCCGAAAAGUCGGGACGAAGUUCCCGAAGUCCUGUUGAACCUCAUAAGGAGGUGGAGGUGUUGCAUAACUUGCAACGAAGUCCCACAGUGUCUCCACGACGUCAUCAGACCCGGGUAGAGUUGGAGCGUGAUGGGUUCGUGUUAAGUCUGCUGGCUUCGUCACCGCCUAAGGAGACCGACAUUCUAACUCCUCGAACUCCAACUCCUCUGCGAGCACAUUAUGACUGGGAAGAACUAGGGGUAGUUCCACAGCAUGUGUCAGACCAGCUGCAUAACACGGAGAACUGGAUAGCGGCGGUGCGCGCAGCAGACCAGCUCCACAGCACGUUACUGGAAGCCAGCAGCGUGAGGAAGGUGGAGCCUGCAGCCCUGUCUCUGGUGCAGCAUAUGUGGGCGCUCAGCGAAGAGGUCGCGGCUGCAAGAGCUCCGGCAGAAGGUGCAGUCUGUGCCCUUGUGCGGGGUGCAAGCAGCGACUGCGCCAGACAACUGCUUCCCGCGCUCAUCUCUCGCAUGGCCAGGGAACCUCUCCCAGCAGCCUUACCGCAUGCAUUAUUGCAAAGACUGGCCCUGCAUCAUAUCGUCGACCUCAUAUUUGAUCCGAGUAUGAUUGGCGUGGGUGGGGAUAAAGAAGAAAUGCAAAGUGCCCAACUCCGGGCUACACUGUGCCUGGCCAGGGCAGCUGGACCGGCUGCCGUGUUGUCAGCGGUGAGAAGGAGGCUCGCUGGUACCGCAAGAGCUGAUGUUUUUUGUAAUAAGUUGAGGGAAAGGCUAAGUCGUCCUAUAGAGAACAUCAAGCCCAGUCACGUUAACAGGAGCUCGCAGUUACCAGUGCCAGUUCGUCGUAGAGCCAGAUCUACCCCGCCCCCUGCAGCCCCGCCACCUCCACGAAGACUAAGGCCUUUGCCUGACUCAGCACCCCUGCCUGGUGUGUCGCAACCAGGCAGGGAUUACAUACCUUUCAAGGCUUUAUCACCAAUUCCCCUGAGUGACAGGGCCAAUUUAUCGCGCUGCCGCGCUGUAGGGUGUAUGGCGUACGCCUACACACUCGUAGUGAGCCCCGCGUGCCGAGUGUCGGCGUCAGUCGCGGAGGCGCCGCGGCGGCUCGCGGGCGCCAUGUUGCGCUGCUGCUGCCCCCGCCCCGCCGUGCAGCCCGCCCCCGCUGCCCUCGCGCUAGACCUCGUCGCCGACCUACCCCCGCACACGCGAGACUCGAGCGCGCUUACCAGUUAUGAAGAUGGGGAAAACAAUAAAAAGGUAUCUGCUUCUAAGGAAGGUGCGGAUGAAAGGGUGAAAAUUAGUGCUAUAACUGAAGUAAACAUCGGAGGAGAACAGGUCCAGCAAACAAUACCAACUCCACCACGGUCACCCUCUAUACGAGUUGAAGACUAUUCUGAGAAAUCGAAUCCCUCGCCACUUAGUGGCCGAUCGCAAUUGCAGGUCGAUCCCUUACCACCUCAGACUCCAGGGAGUGCAAGCGCCUCCACUGGACAUGAGUCAUUAGAAUCUCGAGCUAGCACUGUUGUGGAGGUAUCACCGGUGCGAAAGAGUGCCAGUACUCGAGCAUCACCUACACCACCAAGGAGCAGCGCUCCUUCACCGGUACGAAGCGGAGUUCCUACACCGGAGCCAGCUAGUGAUGCUUAUGACGAACCACCGCAAGCUUGUGAGCGAGAUGUACGUACCGCUCUAGCCGAGUGUAUAGUGCCGGCGCGGCAUGAGGACUGGGAGGUGAUCGUUAGUGGACUCAUGGAAACUGAACGACUCGCAGCGGACCCGUCAGCUCGCGCUCCUGCUGUCAGUUGGCGAGCAGCCUCGCGCUCUGCUGCUGCGCACGUGCGCUCAUUAAGGUCACGAGUUGCCCGGGCCGCGUGCACCACACUGGGAGCGUUGUUCGAGCACCGAGGGCGCGCGCUGGACCCUGAGAUCGAGGAGGCAGCUGGUGCAUUACUGGAGCGCUGUGCCGACGUGAACCGCUUUCUACGAGCAGACGCAGCCAGUGCUCUAGUGAAGGUAGCAUGCGGUGGCAGCGAAGUGCGUGCCGUGAUGGCGCUGUCGCGACGAGGAGUGGCGCACCGCGCGGGCCCCGUGCGGGCGGCGGCGGCGGCGGCGCUGGCGCGGCUGGUGCGGCACGGGGGCGCGGCGCACGCGCUGGCGCUGCCGCCCGACGUGCGCACCUCGCUGCUGCGCUCGGCGGGCGAGCUGCUGGCUGACGCCAACGCAGAUACACGCCAGCACGCGCGCCAACUGUGCCUAGCUCUUGGUGAGGACGUACGAUUCAAGCAGAUGCUAAAGGAAGCAAUGCCACCGUCCCGAUAUCGUGCUAUAGAAAAAUAUGUCGACAAGUUGCGCUAUCGAUAG